Molecule: messenger RNA, 1992 nt
Organism: Haliotis rubra (blacklip abalone)
Lineage: Eukaryota; Metazoa; Mollusca; Gastropoda; Lepetellida; Haliotidae
Product: regulator of microtubule dynamics protein 1-like
Cellular component (GO): mitotic spindle pole; cytoplasm; spindle microtubule
Molecular function (GO): microtubule binding
Source: RefSeq, a predicted model, not a curated record
UUCAAAUUGCCAAAACAAUCAGCGACAAUCGGCGAGUUGUUUUUCGACUGUAUCAGAGUUAUUAUAAUGCAAUGUCAUUUUUUCGACAACACGCGGCGAUCAUUUCGGGUAUUGGAACCACUGUAAUAUUUGGUGCAGGUGCCACAAUUUUGUAUUUUCGUCUGGCGCAAGUCGCACGAGAGCUAGAGCGGCUUGGUGCUACAGUCGCAAGUCUCAAAGCUGACUUUGCAGAGCUCCGAGAGCGACUUUCCACAAGCUCUGGUCGAAGAAGAAAGAAUCCUUCGUUCUAUUCACUCGCGACAAGCAGCGGAGAUGACGAUGAAGAGGUCUAUCUGGAUGCUUACGGAGGAAGUGACCUUGAAUCUUUGAAGGAAGUUGCAGCAGAGCUUCAGGACAACUUGAAUCGGACUGCAGGAAGUCUGACAGGGGAUGAUAUAUUUACUCGUGUUGACCGCUUGUUUGAUGGGGAGAACACAGACCAAGAGGAGGCAUACCGACUGCUUCUCAAGAGCAAAGCAAGGCACCCAACUGAUGUUGAGUUCCUCUGGAGGCUGUCAAAAGCAUGUUACCUGGUUUCAAGAAUUGAGGGUUUAAGAGGAAAUGACGAAAAGAAGAAAGAACUGCUGUACAUGGCCCGAGACAAUGCCAGUGAUGCUCUUAAACUUAAUGAUAACUGUGGAAAUGCCCAUAAGUGGUAUGCAAUAACUCUUGGGAGCGUUGGUGAUUAUGAAUCGACACAGAACAAAAUCAAGAAUGGGUUUGAUAUUAAGAAACACAUUGAAAAAGCAAUAGAGCUGAGUCCCCCGGACCCUUCCAACCAUCACAUGCUGGGCAGAUGGUGUUACAGUGUGUACAUGCUGUCCUGGAUCGAGAGGAACCUUGCUGCCACGCUGUUUGCCACGCCUCCAACUGCCUCAGUAGAUGAUGCUCUUAAGGAGUUUCUUGAGGCUGAGAGGUUAAACCCUGGCAGAUGGAAAGAAAACAUGCUGUUCAUUGCAAAGAGUUAUAUUGAGAAGAGAAAGUACAGUGAGGGCACAGAAUGGCUGGAGAAGGCAGAGCGAAUUGAGGUCAAGAGUGCUGACGAUGAAGAACACCAGUCUGAGAUCCAACAACUGCUGGCCAAGUACGGGAGAUAAUGUUAUGACUGAUAGGGACAUGCAUAAUUAUGGGUUGAUGUAUGUAAAGGAAAUCCUUAAAUCUUGUCUGAGACAUGUAUGCCACAUAACCUUUCUUUGAUUAAGAAAACACUUCAAAGGGUCAGUGACCCUGAGGUCAGAAAUAUUAUGUUUUGUAAUUUUAUGAUGGUAGAGUAUAUUGUACACUUUUUCCUUCUACGAACUUUGAUACAUAUUCUUGUAAAUGGAAAUGGUGACCAUUAUUAUUUAUUACUUACUUUAUCCUGUUCAGAGUGACCAGAGACUCAAUGACUAUUUAACUAGAGUUUAAGAAAUGGGGAAAAAAUGUAUCUAUCAAACAGAUACUGAACUAAUUUUCUUACAAUACUGUGUAUACUAAAACAAAUGUUCCAUACUUUACCAUGUUUAUUGAGGAAGGCAUGAGCAGUGGUUCAGAAGAGCUAACGAACAAAGAUGUCAGUAUGAGUGUUCUUUUAUUUUAUCUCACUGACUCAUAACCAGUUAUCAUCAGCUAGGUUUGUUUAGUCGUGAACAGAAUACAUGUUUAAGCCAGUCUUGCAUGAAGCAGUGAUACUCUCAUAUUGUUUGGUCAGACCAGAUGCUCAGGUUUAUGAAACUGCAGGUUGAUAGGAGUAUUACUUUACAGGAGGGUCAUGAUUCAGUUUCAGUAAACAAAGGUUGUGAAGGUACAUGGUUUGCUAUAUGACGAUAACUGUAUGUUUGAGCUCGGCAAUUGAUUCCUCUGGAUAGUCAGUUCAUCAUCAGUGUUCACGAAUAGCGUCUGACCCUCAGACAAAUCCGGCAGAUUGCCCAACGGUCCGAUAGAAAUCUACAACCCGCCGGCCCCAGUUUCUGA